CCCAGCAGUGGCCCGCACCGGCCCCCACCAGCCCGCACCGACUCUCCGCUUGGCCUCGUCUCAUCUUAUACUGGAUUCCUUCUUUUCCUUCACUGUCGGCUAUUUAAUUUUGAAGCAGGUUGCAGAACGCCUGGAGCUGUGGUCACGCUGAGUCAUUCAGGAUGUCAGGAUCCGUAUCGUCCUACCAGGAGGGCCGACAGCAGCUCUACAAGCAUGAGCAUCAUGAGCAUCGCAGUGCAGCCGUGUCGUCUGUUAGCGAGGUCCGCCAAUCCAGCACACGCUCCACUUCCACUUCCACCUCCACCCGCAUCAGCAAGACCAGCAAAAGGCGCCGGGGCAUCAGGGCUUCUGUUCAGUCAGUGAAGGCGCUUGAGGAGACUGACCUGAGAUUACUUUCCAAGAAAGGGAAGAGCACCUACCUGGCCUUGGACACGGAUAGCGAGAUCAUUGGCUACGUUGUGCCUGUCUUCAGAAGCAGUCAUGCGUUUGCUAAGGAACUUCUGGAGUCUCAGGAGGAGGAGAGGAAGGAGGAGAGGAUUGGCUAUGUGGCCAUGAGGAACCUGUUCACCAGAGAGGACAUUGAAAUGCAUCGGAUGGAGAAGAAGACAAGGGAGAAGAUCAUCAGAGAGUCUGCCGAACGUAUCGCAUUCAGUAGGAAAAUGCACGAGAAAGAAGAAUUCCAGAAGAAGAUGAACGCAGACAGCUUGACACACCCCCCAGAGUUCAUGGUGAAACCACGGUCCUACACCGUGUGGGAGAACCAGACCGUGACUUUUCAUUGCACAGUUGCUGGUUGGCCUAAGCCACGUGUGGCCUGGUACAAGAACAAUGUGCUCAUCGAUGCCAAGGCGUACCCUCACAAGUACAGGGUCGAGAGCAACUACAACAUGCACUCACUGGAGAUCAAGAACUGCGCCUUCGAGGACACGGCCCAGUACCGCAUCUCAGCCUUGAACAUCAAAGGGGAGAGCUCUGCCGUCGCCACCGUCGUGGUGAAAAAGUUUCAGGAAGGCGACGUGCUUGCCCCCCCAAAGCCCCAUGGCUUCAGCCCCGAAUAUGGAGUCACCUUCCGCACCCACAUCAUGGACCAGUUCUCCGUGUCGUUCGGCCGCGAGGGCGAGACAAUGAGCCUGGGCUGCACUGUGGUCGUUUACCCCAGAGUCAAACAUUACCAGCCUGAGGUGCUCUGGUACCGCAAUGCCACCCUCCUGAAGCCAUCCAAGUGGGUGCGCAUGCACUGGAGUGGGGACCGGGCUACACUCACCCUCACGCACCUGAACAAGGAGGACGAGGGCCUGUACACCCUGCGCAUCAACACCAAGUCUGGCUUCGACUCCUACUCUGCCUACGCGUUUGUCCAAGAUGCUGAUGUGGAGGUGGACGGCGUCCCCGUCGCUCCUCUGGAUGUACGCUGCCAAGACGCCAACAAGGACUAUGUGGUGGUGACCUGGAAGCAGCCGGCGGUGGAGGGAAGCAGUGCCAUCCUGGGCUACUUUGUGGACAGGUGCGAGGUCGGCUCUGACCGCUGGGUUCAGUGCAACGACACGCCAGUCAAGUUCGCCCGCUUCCCGGUCACGGGUCUGGUGGAGGGCCGGUCCUACGUGUUCCGGGUGCGCGCCAUCAACUACGCUGGCAUCAGCCGCCCGUCCCGCAUUUCCGAGCCCGUGGUUGCCAUGGCUCCCGCCGAACGCGCCUACCUACGCAGUCACCCGUCAGCACCCUGGACCGCACACAUCAUUGUCACAGAGGAGGAGCCCACAGUGGGUGUUGUCCCAGGUAAACCCAGUGACCUGGCUGUCCUUGAGGCGACCAAGAGCUACGUGGUGCUGGGCUGGAAGCCACCCUUCCAGAGAGGCCACGAGGGGGUCAUGUACUAUGUGGAAAAGUGUGUGUUGGGUACAGACUCUUGGCAGCGGGUUAACACCGGCAUGCCCGUGAAGUCGCCGCGCUUUGCACUCUUCGACCUGGCAGAGGGCAAGGCCUACAGCUUCCGAGUGCGGUGCUGCAAUUCGGCUGGUGUCGGGGAGCCGUCAGACUCAACGGAGCCGACCACCGUGGGAGACAAGCUUGAUCUCCCCGCUGCCCCAGGCCGUGUGGUGGCCACCAGGAACACCAGCACCUCGGUGGUGGUGUCCUGGGAAGCUUCCCAGGAGGCCAAGCAGCUCGUGGGCUAUUACAUCGAGGUCAGCGUGGUGGGCAGCGGAGUGUGGAAACCCUGCAACAACAAGCCAGUUAAGGUCACCAGGUUCGUGUGUCAUGGACUGAACACUGGUGAUCAGUGUGUGUUCAGGGUGAAGGCCGUCAAUGCCGCUGGGUACAGCCAGAGCUCCAAGGAAUCGGACAGCGUGGAGGUGAAGGCUGCCAUUGCACCCCCCAGCGCGCCUGCCGGCUUCAGGGUGGUGGAGAAAGUACGGGACAUCAUGGUUGUGGAGUGGGACCAGCCUAAGUUCAGUGGCGGAGUCGAGGUCACCGGUUACUUCCUGGAUGUCCGCAGCAUCAAGGAGGGAAAGCCAGGACAGUGGCACGAGGUCAACACAAAGGCGGUCAGCAUCAGGUCCUAUAAGGUGGAGAACCUGAAGGAGAAUGUGCUCUACCAGUUCCAGGUGCGAGCAGUCAACAUGGCCGGUGUGAGCACGGCCUCUAAGGCCACUGUUGCGAUAGAGUGUAAGGAGUACACCAUCACUGUUCCAGGUCCACCUGUUGGCCUCCACGUGACGGAGGUACGGAAGAAUUCCCUUGUGUUGCUGUGGGAACCCCCAGAGUUCCAGGGUCGCAGCAACAUCACUGGUUACUAUGUGGACAUAAAGGAGGCAGAUGCAGGAGAUGAGGCUUGGAGGGGUGUCAACGAGAAGGCCGUGCCUUCCAAAUACCUGAAGGUUACAGGUCUGAAGGGCGGGGUCUCCUACGUGUUCCGUGUGUGCGCUCAGAACCUGGUGGGGGUUGGACACCCAUCUCAGGUCUCUGCACCCAUCCUGGCUCAAACCCGUCCAGGAACCACAGAGAUUGUGGCAGAUGUGGAUGACAAUGGCAUCAUCUCCCUGGUGUUCGAAUGCUCAGAAAUGACAGCAGAGUCCCAGUUCGUGUGGUCCAAGAACUAUGAGAAGAUAACAGACUAUUCCCGGUUCACUGUGCAGACUGCUGGUGGCAAGUCGCGGGUUGUCUUUAAGGACCUGUCAGUGGAAGACCUGGGCAUUUACUCCUGCGUGGUCACUCACACGGAUGGUGUCUCAUCAAGCUACGCCUUGGAUGAGGAGGGAUUGAAACAUCUGCUUGACAUCAGCCACCAACACAAAUUCCCCAUCAUACCCUUUGCCUCGGAGCUGGCCGUGGAGCUCCUGGACAAGGGCCGCGUACGUUUCUGGCUGCAGGCGGAGAAGGUGUCUGCCAACUGCCAGGUGGACUAUGUGUUCAACAACAUGUCGCUCAGCCACGGAGAGAAAUACUCUAUGCACUUUGACAAAAACACGGGCAUCAUCGAAAUGUUCAUGGAGUCACUGGAGCUUGAGGACGAGGGCACGUUCUGCUUCCACCUGGUGGAUGGAAAAGCCACGGGCACCUCCAGCUUGGUGCUCAUUGGAGAGGAUUUCAGGGCUUUGCAGAAAGAAUCUGAAUUCAGGAGACAGGAAUGGUUCAGAAAGCAAGGUCCACACUUUGUUGAGUACCUCACUUUCAAGGUCACCCCAGAGUGCAAUGUGCUGCUGACGUGCAAGGUUGGAAACAUGAGGAAAGAUACUGAGAUUUUCUGGUCCAAGGAUGAGCAGGAUAUCGAGGAAGAAGAGGAGAAGGUUGACUUCAAAGACGAGAUUCUUACCCUCAACAUCUCCAAGAUCUCCAGGAAGGAUGCGGGGGUGUACCAAGUGAAACUGAGAGAUGACCGCGGCAAGGACAAGAGCAUAUUGAACCUCACCGACCAAGGUUUCCAGGAGGUGAUGAACGAGGUGUUCCGAGUCAUUGCAAACUCAUCCACGGAGCUACAGGUGACGAGCACCGCCGAGGGCAUCAUCAUCCACACCUCUGUGGUCUUCUAUAGCGAGGAGCUCCCCAUAGGCUGGCUACACAAGGACAGCAAGAUCUCGCAGUCGGAUCGGGUCCAGAGUGGUGUCACUGAGGAGCAGCUGUGGCUGAAGAUCAAGGAGCCCACUGAGAAGGACAAGGGAAAAUACACCAUCAACAUCUUUGAUGGCAAAGAUGGUGUGAAGAGGGUGCUGGACCUGUCUGGGCAAGUGUGGGAGACGGCGUACGAGGAGUUCCAGAGGCUGAAGGCUGCUGCCAUUGCGGAGAAAAAUCGCGCUCGAGUGAUUGGGGGCCUGCCAGAUGUUGUCACCAUCCAGGAGGGCAAGUCCCUCAACCUCACAGGCAACAUCUGGGGCAACCCGGUGCCUGAGGUCAGCUGGACGAAGAACGAGAAGCAGCUCGUGGCCGACGAGCACUAUUCCCUCAAGUUCGAGGCGGGCAAGUUUGCCAGCAUCGCAAUCGCCGCCGUCACCACGGUCGACUCGGGCAAGUACAGCCUGGUGGUGAAGAACCAGUACGGCACGGAGUCCGGCAACUUCACCGUCAGCGUGUACAUCCCCGAGAGCGAGGAGGCCGAGGAGGAAGGCGCCGAGAAGAAAGACAAGAAGGAGUAGAAUGGAUUUCCACGAGUAAAAUGCAUUUUGAAAUGAAAAGGAUGAAAAAAGUAUUUGCAGAAAGUAGAGAUAGAAAGAUUUUGGUGUUUUUUGUUUCUCUCCUGUGCAGGAGCGUCUUCUCUGGAUGAGGUUGAAAAAGUCACUUUCAGAUGUUGAGGCAGGAAUGUGUACAUUUCGAGUGUGGAUCUCCCACGUGGUGGAGUGUGGGGUGGGUGAGGGAGGGAGGAUGGCUCCUGCAGGUGGAGAAAACUGAGGACAUCUGCUUGUAGUGCCGGUCUUUUGUGUUGCCAGGUGCCCUCAGUGUUGAAGAGUACAGAGCAGCACCUUCCAGUAGGGGGCGCCCUUUGUGUGUCUCUUGGGUAUUUCAGUCCUUGUGUCGUUUCCAGUCGUUUUGUGCAGAAAUGGAUCUCUUUGUGUGUUUUGAAGCACGCACCACCUCUGUUAUCCCCUCUCCUCUCGAUAUGUCUUCAAGCCUUCGGCACCCUACAGGGAUCUGAGGUGGAGAGCCGUCACCCCGGUCAGGACGUCCCCUGGUGGGUGGGGUCCUGCUCUGACUGGAGGUGCAGGCUGAAGCGGUUAUGGCACAGAUAAGAUCUGCUAUCUAUAUGCCAUCGUCAGAGCAGGCAACACAGGUUAUGAACCAACGAGGUUUCCCACCCUCGGUGACACCUGAAGCACAGACAAUGAGGAUGAUGGGUGCUCCUGAUGGAGACGUGCUCCUCGUCAUCACUGGUUUGUGAAGAUUACUGGGUCAGGUUGAUCACUGUUUCCUGUCACGGGUAAAUGAUGGGUGUGAGCUGGGAAGGCUGUGCAGCCAGAGGACAGUGAUGGAAACACUUCCUGUAGUGGCGUUUGUUCAGAUAAUAAAUGGAAGAGGCAUUU
Messenger RNA from Scleropages formosus (Asian bonytongue), 5510 nucleotides. Its product is annotated as M-protein, striated muscle-like. The record is from RefSeq and is a predicted model, not a curated record. Bases 162 to 4628 code for a protein of 1488 amino acids. The transcript is spliced from 37 exons. Gene Ontology annotation, biological process: sarcomere organization. Gene Ontology annotation, cellular component: M band. NCBI's taxonomy places the organism in Eukaryota, Metazoa, Chordata, Actinopteri, Osteoglossiformes, Osteoglossidae. Gene Ontology annotation, molecular function: kinase binding.